Messenger RNA from Micropterus salmoides (largemouth bass), 879 nucleotides. RefSeq names its product leptin b (gene lepb). NCBI's taxonomy places the organism in Eukaryota, Metazoa, Chordata, Actinopteri, Centrarchiformes, Centrarchidae. Bases 52 to 609 code for a protein of 185 amino acids. The transcript is spliced from 3 exons. The record is from RefSeq and is a predicted model, not a curated record.
UGAGUCAGAGGAGUGGAAUGGAUCCAGGCAAGUCCGGAGAAAACUAUUUAAAUGGGGGGAGCUGCAAAGAGGCAUGUAUCAUCUCUCUGUGAUAUUAAAUGUUACAGGAGUAAAGUCCAAAAACACAGGAUGCACAUCCUUCUGGCUCUUCUUUAUGUCUCCAUUGUAGCGGCUCCUGGAUGUUCAAGUCUUCCCACAAAGGGAGACUCAAUCAGAAAUACCAUACACAGCAUAAUGAAUAUAGUUCAGAUAACUCUGGUCCACAUUAAGAAACUAAGGACAAAGGUAUUUGCCGUGGCUCCACAGAUAGAACUGAGCACUCCUUCCAUUGAGGGACUAACUAGUAUCAGCCAUGACCUGGGACUUUUGGAUAAUGAACUGCAGAGCCCAUUCACAGAGCUCCUCAGUCAGAUCCAGGCUGAUGUAUCCAGCUUGGAGGGAAGAGUGCGAUCCUUGGCCAUUACAAUGGAAUGUCCCAUCCAGGCCAGACCCGGAGGACAUAUCAGUAACAAUUCGUUCCCCGACAGUCACCUUUACCAGACUCUGACUAAGGUGCAGCGCUACCUGGAAAAGUUUCUUCUCAGCAAGGACAAACUCAAGGUUUGCUGAGAAAAACACUUAAAUCACACAUAUGCCAAAUCUUGUCAUAAUGCAAAUAUAAAGGCUUAUUUGCACAGUGUAGUCAACAGUAUUUUUAAAAUAAUAUUACACAUAGUCACAUAGUGAUGACCAAGCAUGUGAAAAACAUUUUAAAAUAAUUCUCAAUACUCAAAAAUGCUUAUCAUCUGGUUGCUAAAAAUUGCAUGUAAGGCAAGUAGCUUCUGAUGUGCUGAUUUUUAUGUACAUUUGUGUAACAUUUUGUCCAAGAUUUUAUAGAAG